Halteromyces radiatus is the source of this 2866-nucleotide messenger RNA. RefSeq names its product nuclear condensing complex subunit. Gene Ontology annotation, cellular component: condensin complex; condensed chromosome. The record is from RefSeq and is a predicted model, not a curated record. The transcript has 18 exons. Bases 18 to 2792 code for a protein of 924 amino acids. Gene Ontology annotation, biological process: mitotic chromosome condensation. Lineage: Eukaryota; Fungi; Mucoromycota; Mucoromycetes; Mucorales; Cunninghamellaceae.
UUUUUUUUUUUUUGAUAAUGGUUAGACAAGAACAAAAUCGAAUACAAGCAAUAUCAAGGUUAUCUACAACAAUUCCUCAAUUAUUCAAUGAAGCACAGAAACCCAACGCUGUUCUUAUGAGGUUAUCUGUUUCUCUUCGAAAAGUCCAAGAAACAUGUGUCCUCAAAAGUCCUAUUGUUGAAGGUCAACCUCAAGAUAUAGAUCAAGAUGGUGAAGCUGCUUUCAAUAAAGAAUAUAUUAGAAACCUCAACAAAAUCUUACCUAUUCGUCGAAAAGAACCUCAUGCUGAUAAUAUUGUUCGAUAUGUAGCUACUUUUUUGCAAUACACUCAAAAACAAGAUAACGAUGGUCAGGAAGAUGAUAGCGAAGACGAAACUCAAGACGAUGUUCAAGAAACAAUCUCUUCACGAUUUGCUAGGAUAUUAAUGGUUCAUAUAUUGAAAGGACUUAAUGCGAAAAGUUUAAAUGUACGGUUACGGUGUUGUCAAAUCAUUGCUCUUAGUGUCAGUUGCCUGGGUGAAAUAGACGAAGAUCUUUAUCAAUUACUGAAAACAGCACUAUAUGAACGAAUCAAAGACAAAGAAGGUCCCGUUCGCGUACAAGCAGUGACAGCAUUAUCAAGACUUCAAAGUGCAGAUGAUGAACCUGAUGCAAACGAUGGACUUACUAUCAUUCAAAAAUUAAUUUGGAUAUUGCGACAUGAUCCUAGUGCUGAAGUACGGCGUGUGGUGAUUGUGAAUUUGGAGUUGAAUUCUCAGACCUUACCUUAUAUUAUUGAACGUGCUCGGGAUGUCGACUCUCUAAAUCGCCGUAUUGUUUUCCAGAGACGGUUAUCUAAUAUCCCUGAUUUUCGUAUGAUAUCAAGUGAAGAUCGUCUCAAGGUGAUAAAGUGGGGAUUAUCUGAUCGCGACUCUUCUGUCAAGUUGGUGGUUGGUAAAAUGAUAGCCGAUUUUUGGAUCAAGCAUGCAGAUCACAAUUUGUUGGAGUUUUUGGAACGUAUGGAUGUGAUGGAAGGUGCUGAAAAUGGUGUUUCUGAAAAGAUGUUGACUACUCUAUUGGAACUACGUAUGCCAUCCAUGAAUUUGACUUUUGAUGAUCAAUUUUGGGAUAACUUAUCACCAGAAAGUGCAUUUUUGGCUCGCGUGCUCACCAACUUUUUGCAUUCUAAAAAGAUGGAAGAUGAAUUGGACAAAGUAUUACCAGAGGUGACAAGACAUGCAUUCUAUAUUCAACAUUACAACAAUUUAUGGCAACAAGCAUCCAAAGAAACGGAGGGUGAAUAUGAAUUUAUUGUUGGUCAAUUACUGGGCCUUGCUACUAGAUUGGAUUAUGCUGAUGAAGUUGGAAGACGCAAGAUGUAUAGUAUUCUACGUGAAAUUAUUUUAGUACCUGAUCUUCCUGAUGAACAUUUGGCUGCUUUGGUGGAUUUACUUAGUAUGACGGCAACAGAUGAAUGUGAUUUUACAAGAAUCAUAGUUGAAGUUAUUGGUGAUAUUCAAGAACAAGCUGAUAUAGACGAAGAGGAAACACAGAACAACAUUAAACGAUUGAAAUUAAGCGAAGAAGCAAUGAUGAAGACGGAAUAUACAGAAGAAGCGGAUCCUCGUAUGCUACAAAUCAUGCUAGCAAAACUCAAAUGUCUUAGUAUAUGCAAAUUCAUGUUGGAAAGAUGUCAAGAAUCAUUACAAGAUAAUUCAUCUAUUUAUGGCCUUUUGAAUCAACUGGUAAUUCCUGCUGUACAGAAUAAAGAAAUCGUCUUGCGUGAAGAAGGUCUACAUUGUCUUGGUCUAGUUUGUCAUCUAGAUAAGACUCUUGCAAUGCACAACAUACCCCUUUUCGUUCAUUGCAUACAAAAUGGAAAUGAUGAAUUGAAGAAAAAGGCUCUCAAGAUUUUGUUUGAUAUGAUUAUGAAAUAUGGAUAUAACAUGAUUUCUGAAAAGAUGGAAAAUCCUCCUGAACUUUUUGAAUAUUGUCUAGACCAUGAUUCUCCUGAAAUACAGGCUAUUGCAUGUGAAGGUUUGGCUAAACUUAUCUUGUCUCGUUCUUAUAAGCAUGAAGAAACCCUUAAGCUACUUGUGAUCCUUUACUUUUUCCCUACCUCCAUCGAUAACAACAAAGUUCAACAAUGCCUAUCCUACUUUUUCCCAGCAUAUUGUCAUUCAAGCACUGAAAAUCAACAAUGCAUGUCCAACAUUGGAGUUGCUGCUCUUGUGGAAUUAACUGAAACUUUUGUUGAUUUGAAGGAAGGCGAACAUAUGGUGGAACCAACUGUGAUUGCUGAAAUGUUGACUCAUUGGACUGAUCCUCGGCAAUUAUCAGUACAUCGUCGUUCAGAUGAUGAAGUGGAUAUAGCUGUUCAAGGCAAAAUGGCGAUCGAGAUUCUAUUGAAGCUUACUCAAUGUCCCAGUGAUGAAGAUGUAUUACGGAAAACCAUGUGUCAUGCCUUUUUACGAUUAUACUUGGACGACAUUGAUCAAAAGACUAUUACUAGACUACUUGCAUUGGCUGAAGUGAUCGAAAAGGAACGACCGAUUAUUGAAUCUCUUUAUCGUACCCAUUUCAACAAAGCAAUCCGACGUAUACAGACCUUGCAUCGACCCACCGUAGAUGAACUAUCACAAGAACAUAUAAAUGAAGAAACAACAAUUCAAUCAUCGUCAUCAUCAUCACUAUCACCGCGACCUCCACAAUCGAUAGAAUCUAUCACUUCCCGAAGAACCAAAAAUAGUAAACACAUGGACGAUGAUUCUGCAGAUGAUAUGGGUUUUGAUAGUGAUAGUAGUAGUUCGUGAUCUGUUUUAUUUAUUUUUCAAUAUAAGGUUACCAAUACAAUCUUAAUAAAAAAAAAAUUAAUCUUUUCCUUUUU